ACAGAGGGUGAAGUUUUGGACUAUGGGGAGUUCGUAAAGAAUGCACAUGCAAAAGGGGUUAAGGUUGUCAUGGCAACUGAUUUGUUGGCGUUGACAAUGUUAAAGCCUCCUGGUGAAUUUGGUGUAGAUAUUGUUGUUGGCUCGGCUCAAAGGUUUGGGGUUCCUUUGGGGUAUGGUGGUCCUCAUGCAGCCUUCCUUGCCACUUCCCAAGAGUACAAAAGGAUGAUGCCAGGAAGAAUUAUCGGUGUGAGUGUUGAUUCUUCAGGAAAACCUGCUCUGCGCAUGGCAAUGCAGACGAGGGAACAACAUAUCCGGAGGGACAAGGCUACCAGCAACAUCUGCACUGCUCAGGCACUCCUUGCAAACAUGGCUGCAAUGUAUGCUGUUUACCAUGGUCCAGAGGGCCUUAAAACCAUUGCCCAAAGGGUACAUGGUCUUGCAGGGACAUUUGCUGCUGGGCUGAAGAAACUCGGGGCAGUAGAGGUUCAGGGCCUUCCCUUCUUUGACACUGUGAAGGUUAAAUGUGUUGACUCUAAGGCAAUUGCAGAUGAUGCUUGCAAGAACCAGAUGAAUUUGCGGAUAGUGGACCAGAAUACUGUCACUGUUGCUUUUGACGAAACAACCACCUUAGAGGAUGUGGACAAGCUAUUUAAAAAUUUUGCCUGUGGCAAGCCUGUAACAUUUACUGCUGCGUCUCUUGCACCAGAGGUUCGGAACAUGAUCCCUUCGGGCCUUGUAAGGCAGAGCCCGUAUCUGACUCACCCAAUCUUCAACUCAUACCAUACGGAGCAUGAGCUGCUUAGAUACCUUCAUAAACUACAAUCAAAAGAUCUUUCACUAUGUCAUAGCAUGAUUCCCCUGGGUUCGUGUACAAUGAAGUUGAAUGCAACAACAGAGAUGAUGCCUGUGACAUGGCCUGGCUUUAGUGAUAUGCACCCUUUUGCGCCUAGUGAGCAGGCUGAAGGGUAUCAGGAGAUGUUCAAAGAUUUAGGUGAACUAUUGUGUACUAUCACUGGAUUUGACUCAUUCUCUUUGCAACCCAAUGCUGGUGCUGCUGGGGAGUACGCUGGUCUCAUGGUCAUCCGCGCAUAUCAUAAGGCAAGAGGAGACCAUCACCGCAAUGUUUGCAUUAUACAUGUCUCUGCACAUGGGACAAAUCCUGCUAGUGCUGCUAUGUGCGGAAUGAAAAUUGUUGCUGUAGGAACUGAUGCCAAGGGAAACAUCAACAUUGAAGAGUUAAGGAAGGCAGCUGAAGCAAAUAGGGCAAAUCUAUCUGCCCUUAUGGUUACAUAUCCUUCAACACAUGGUGUUUACGAAGAAGGCAUUGAUGAGAUAUGCAAGAUAAUACAUGACAACGGAGGUCAAGUUUACAUGGAUGGUGCCAAUAUGAAUGCACAGGUUGGUUUGACUAGCCCGGGUUUUAUUGGUGCUGAUGUUUGUCAUCUCAAUCUCCACAAAACAUUCUGUAUUCCACAUGGUGGAGGCGGUCCCGGCAUGGGUCCUAUUGGUGUGAAGAAACAUUUGGCACCUUUUCUGCCAUCACAUCCUGUGGUAUCUACAGGAGGUAUACCAUCCCCCGACAAGAUGCAGCCACUUGGCACCAUAUCCGCUGCGCCUUGGGGCUCUGCACUUAUUUUGCCAAUAUCUUACACCUACAUUGCCAUGAUGGGGUCCAAGGGGUUGACAGAAGCAUCAAAGAUAGCUAUCUUGAAUGCAAACUACAUGGCAAAACGAUUGGAGAACCAUUACCCCAUUCUUUUCCGCGGUGUCAAUGGAACAGUCGCUCAUGAAUUCAUUGUCGAUUUGAGGGGCUUCAAGAAUACUGCUGGUAUAGAGGCUGAAGAUGUUGCUAAACGUCUUAUGGACUAUGGAUUUCACGGACCAACAAUGUCAUGGCCUGUUCCAGGCACACUCAUGAUUGAACCUACUGAAAGUGAGAGCAAGGCGGAGCUAGACAGGUUUUGUGAUGCUCUGAUUUCCAUUAGAGAAGAAAUUGCACAGAUUGAGAAAGGAAAAGCAGAUAUUAACAACAAUGUCCUCAAGGGAGCUCCUCAUCCACCAUCACUGCUCAUGGCAGAUGCAUGGACAAAACCUUACUCUCGGGAAUAUGCUGCCUUCCCUGCUCCUUGGCUCCACUCAUCCAAGUUCUGGCCUACCACAGGGCGUGUCGACAAUGUGUACGGUGACCGCAACCUUAUCUGCACCCUUCUCCCGGCAUCACAGGUUGUUGAAGAACAAGCUGCUGCUAUGGCUUAAUCUUCAGUACAACACCGCACUGCAGAUCUCAAAAUUCCUUCAUAUUUUAUAACCUCAUGUAUAUAAAAAGAAAAAAAAGAAAAAACAUGUUCAUAUGCUUCUUUUAUGGAAGCUGACUUUUUAUCUUAUUUUAUAUUCAUAAUCAGCUGCUCCAAUAACAAUUGUUGCUAACUGCAGCUCAAAUGUUGUAAUUAUCAGUUUUUCUUCCUUAAGCUCUAUUUGAUUUCUAAUUUGAGAAGCUACA
Messenger RNA from Camellia sinensis, 2500 nucleotides. Lineage: Eukaryota; Viridiplantae; Streptophyta; Magnoliopsida; Ericales; Theaceae. The record is from RefSeq and is a predicted model, not a curated record.